Gymnodraco acuticeps is the source of this 5160-nucleotide messenger RNA. It is a transcript of the gene ccdc13, whose product is annotated as coiled-coil domain containing 13. Gene Ontology annotation, biological process: non-motile cilium assembly; cytoplasmic microtubule organization. Gene Ontology annotation, cellular component: centriolar satellite. Lineage: Eukaryota; Metazoa; Chordata; Actinopteri; Perciformes; Bathydraconidae. The record is from RefSeq and is a predicted model, not a curated record. The coding region runs from base 129 to 1691 and encodes 520 amino acids. The transcript is spliced from 14 exons.
CCGUUGCUAUGGACACAGUAGCGUCGCAAUCAGCGUGGAAGGGUUUUUCCACAUUCGCUUCAAAAGGUUGCGAAACAGACUCAAAUGUGUUUUAAAAGGACGGUACUUGGACACAUACACCACGGAUCAUGGAGCAUGAGGAUGAAAUGAACGACUUACGGCUUCAGUUCCAAGCGCUACAAAAACAGCAGGAGAAAAGAAAACUGGAUCGGACAAAGGAGAAAGAACCAGAUAAGCUUAAACCCAUUGAAACCCAGGAUGAUUUGGAUCUAUCUAAGCAAGGUAUUCAGGCAGAGAAUGUCGAGCACAUACUACUGCAAGACAAACAACCUUUGCUAGACCAGCUGAGGGAGUUAAAGGAUGAAAAUGGUCGGCUCUUCAAACUACUGAGUGAGAAAGAUUUUGAAAUUAAACACCUGAACAAGAAAAGAGAAGAAGAGCGACUGGUAUUAGCAGGCACGUCGGGCCUGGCAGGGGAUAUCGCAGCUACCAAGAUUGUUGAGCUGUCCAAGAAGAAUCGAGAGCUUAAUGUUGAAAUUGAGCGAGAAAAAAUUAAAUCUAAGCAAAACAGCAACAGAGUCAAAGUGCUUGAGAAGGAGCUGCAGGCGGCGUUGGUGUUCUCUCCACCUGGGCAAAAGAUUAUUACAAAGUCACAGUACAAGACAUCAGAAGACUGUGAGCAGGAACAUCCAAUGGUGAAAUCUCUUCAGGAAAAACUAGCUGCUGCCCAGCUGAAAGCAACUGAGUAUCGCAACCAGGUUCAGUCCGCCAAACAGGAGCUGAAAGUAGCUCAGAAGGUUUUGACCAGUGAGAUUGGAGAGGAGGUCAACUUUCAGCAAUUACUGAACAGCCCUGGGAGCUUUAGAGGUCGAUCACAGCAAAUAAUGGCUCUUCAGACAAGGGUUCGGGACCUGGAGCAGCAGCUGAACCAGUCAACUCAGCAGAGACAGCCAAGCAUCGUGAGUUUGGAGGAAGAGCUUUUUGACAAGAAAGUCCUCCAGAAAACCCUUCCUCAAGAGAGGAACCUCAGCUACAUCCGCACCAUCGAAAAGGAAAAGAGGGAGGCAUAUGAGAGGAUCUCAGCGGACUAUGAGGCCAUCCUGAAGGACCAUGAGGAUGUGAAGAAAAAGUUGGAAGCCUCUAAAGCCAGGAACAAAUCUCUGUGUACCGAAAUAAAAUGUCUGAAGGUCCAGAUCUCCACCCUCCUGGAAAAGGAAAAACAUGAUAAUGAGCUAGUGGAUGCCCUGCUGAAACAGCAGUCUCAGAUGCAGGAGGUGCUGAGACAGCUCGGCCAACAGCAAAAUGUCCAGAGCCAGGAGACCCCGUUGAGACAACAGCAGAGCAGCGAGCCUUUUCAGCACAACGCUGUCAUCCACAGGCUGAGGCAGACCGUGGCUGAGAGAGAGGCCAGAAUCAAAGAACUGGAGGACCAAAUACAGCAGCUGUCUGUCGAGCAAGAGAGCGAUGAGAGGCAGUCCAAGACAACACUUUGCAGUUCAGGAUUUGCGCCUGAAGAGGGAGACAUUGACAAAAGAACAACAUGUUCAGGUUCUGUUUCUAAAUUCGGUCAUAAACUGGUGUUGCCUGCUGUGGGAAGCAGUAUAGAAUUCAAAGAAAAAGAGACGAACCAGGAGGAGCGCCGCACGAUCCUCGAAAAGCAGGUGGAGUCGACACAAAUCGAUCCAAAGUAAGGACUGGGCAGUCAGCAAGGGAAAAACUGGUAUGCAAAGAGCUCUGCCCCUAAGAAGCACUUUUCCCCCAGAACCAGUGGGGCAGCAGUCGCCGAGCAACAGGAACUGGUAGAUGGUCGGAAAAAUUGCUUGUCAUUUGUCAACAUCUUACUUUAAAAGAAGCAAGAUUUUUGUUUUUCCAACUCAAGAUUUGCACAAGAGGACAGAAAAAAUGAUGCCUGGCAAAGGACAUAUUGUUUAUGGACAGUGCUCAUUUCAAGCCCUCAUGUUUGGGCAGCACAGAGAUGUCCAUGUUGCUUUUGUUUGUUGUCUCCUGGUUGGUCAUUUAGCUGGAGGAAACGCAGGCGCUGAGGGCAUCGCUAAAGAGCACUCUCCACCAUGACUGGCAGCUCUGCAAUGAAGCGAUGAGACAAGCCAAGCAUGUUUUCCUGCAGGCUCUGUGACAGCCCAGACUAGACACUAACCAGGGGAACUGGCCGGUCCCUGCUCAGCCUCACUUCCAGCUGAGCCCUACCUUCUCCUGUCACAUGUGACACACAGCAGUCUGCAGGAAACAGGCUCUCCUCCUCUGCCACAAAAAACAUCACACGGAUCGAGGUCUUUUCCUCCAUUUAAACCUUUCAAGACGGUUUCUGUUGGUUCCUUUGUGCUUUUGGCGAUUUGAGUAGCAGAGCUUUCAAGUGUAACCGUGGUGUGACAAGUGUUCCUACUGAUUACAGACAUUUUUGAUUCAGAUUUUCUCUGCUUGCAGUCACGUUUCAUUGAAACUCUGCAUGUGUUUUCCUCUGCGGGUAACCUGAAGUGCAUUACAUGUAUAGAAAGCAACAGUCUGUUUUGUAAGCUAUCCGCAAUGUCCAAUUUAAUCAAUGGAAGGCAAACCCAAUCUUUACCAAAUGUUUUGAAUAUAUUGUUUACAUUCAUGGCUAUGACUUUCCUAGAGUUAUGAGUUUUUUUUGGCCCCAGAUGGUUGUUCAUAAAUGUGUGACAGGCCAAGCCAAACAGUAAAAACCCCAGUUAAGUUCCCAUACAUUUCAGUAUUACUUUUUAAAUAUUCCUGCUAAUCAUUUCUGACUUAAAACCAGAUGUGUGGGAAUAGUGGUUGAAAAUGAAUGAGGGCUCAAGCUACACAAACUCCCACUGUAGUCCUCCGUACAGUCCCCAGAGCGUGUCACACGUAUGUACAGAAUGCACGCCUCGCUCCUCAACCCAAAGGUUGCUUGGACGUGCGCAGCCUGGUGGGACUGCGCUCCACAUUCAAACUAACAUCCGAGUUAUUUUCUUCCGAUGUAGCCAAAAGGAUUUCAGCAGAAACCCCCCUUCCACCUUUCCUCUCCCUCCACAUCACGCUUAAUUUAAAACCAUGGCUGAGUUAGUGUGCUGCUUCAAAUACCGCACUAUUUCUUCCAGGACCCUGUGGGAGAUUGGCAGGUCCCCAUUGGACUGAGCGAGAAAAGUGCCACAAGACAAAAAUAUCAGAGUUUGGAUGUGAUGAAGAAAGCCUUUAUGCUCAGAGUAACAAAAAACAGCUUGUGUUAAAUACCUCCUGGAUAGAAGGUGAGGCACGCUUUAAUGUAGUAGAGGGAGAUGUCAUUGUAGGAACAGAUGAGAUACCAUUAGCUUCAUGACUGCAUGCCUUGCAGGAUUGCCUAAUACAUAUAAUGUUUUCAAAAUGUGCGUGAGAAAAGGUGUUGGUGAAAAUACGUGGUCCCUUCCUGCAUUCAAUUCAAGAGAACAUGUUGAACUUAACACAUUUUUGUUUAGGCGUGCUUUAAAUUGUCUGCAGACAAUCUUAGCCAUGACUCUCUUGUAAAAUAGAUUUUUAACUUAAAUAAUCUAAUAAUAUACAACUUCAUAAUUCAGUUUUGUAGAGCAUGUCCAAUAUGUUCUCAAACAUUUAAUACAAAGCUUAUAUUUGGUGAUAGAGAGAUAUUACAAGCUAUUGGAUCUGAAUUCAAGCUCAUUGCCGUUCAAUAUUAAUUUCACUGUUUCAUUUCAGUCACAAAUUAAUGUCACAGAUAAUGUGGUUGAUUACAUUUUUUUAAUAGUGUCAUCACUUUCAAAUAAAUUACACUUCCCCAAACAAUUUUAAUAUCGUUUUAUGUAGCUGUAUUACGCAGAAAGGUGUAGAUUUAUUCCAAAAUGCCCAAUAACCCACCAAACCAAACACAAACUUAUGUAAACACAGCAUACGUAAACAGCCUCACCUAUUUGUCAUUCCAGCUUUGAAUGACUCCUUUCUCCAUCCUUCUCCUCAGAGGUAUUCCCUCGUUCUGGACCAAUGCUUCCUGCAGACCAUUGACUGCAUCCAGAAACUAAAGUAAAUAGUGGAGCCGUGAACGCAGAGGUUAAAGUUAGCCAUCAGUAUAUGAGGGUUCUGUGAACUUUACUCAGGCCAGCAAACGGUUUGUGCCUCUAUGAGUCCAUUCAUCUCCUAGUGCUUCUCAUUUACAUGUAAUGGAAAGAAAAUAAACAGUGGUGUCCUAAUGUGCUCAUUUACAGUAAGUAGAAAUAAAGUAAUGGGCUGUUAUCUUUACUAAGCAAGUGGUGAAACACUGAUAAGCUCAACAAGUGAAAUGUUGAUCAUAGUGUAUGUAAAGCAGGAGUGGAAUUGUUGCUGACAAUAACUUCUACAAUAAAGUAUGAUGGCGUUUUACUACAAUCACCCACAAAUGUGUAUUUGAAACUCAGUAAGCAACGUUGGCUUUUAAAAAAAUGAAGUUUGUAUCAUGUCAAUACAGCAUGCUCUUUUUUAGUCUUGAUUAUCUCAGCAGGAUGGCAUCACUAGAUGGCAGUGUGGUUGGUCAUAUCCUGCACAUCAACCUCUUGUGAUGGGUUGUUCUGACAGUCAGUGACUUGUUGACUUGUCCAGUAAUAACACUAUCUGUAGCCAACAAUGCCACUUAAACAAUCGCUUUGUACUCUGUUGUACACAGCAAUGAUGUGCUAUUAAUACUGUACAUUUGAACUGUCAUUAGGAUUACCUAGUUGCGAUUAAAUCAAUAGAUAUUAACAUGAACAUGAUCUCACUGCUUCUGAAAGCUAUGUUGUGAAUUAAAGAGUUGAUAAUUAUGAUGUCAAAUAAUGAUACACUAGCAAUGUAAAGAUAAACACAGCUGUGACAUUACUGUAGAAUAUCUUGCUUCAAUUAAUCAAACUGACACUUAACACAAGCUGACUAUGAAAUGUUGACAGCAUAGAAAACUGGUAUGCAUUUUACUAUAGCAUUCUCUCUGCUGCUUGCAGCUUUCCUCCCUCCACAUCGCUGUACUAACCUAGCCGUCACACUUGACUCUGAAAUCAAAUUGCUUCCUAUGUUCUGUCAAAUGUUCCGUCUUGGAAAUAAUCAAUUUCUCCAGGAAACACUCAGCCUCACGUCGGAUGACUGUCUAUACCAUGCUAUUUGUCUCCAAAUCCUACUGUGUAGUUUCCUAUUUUGUUUUAUUAUAUUAUAUAAACACCUUGUAUUUUU